AUGGAGGUGCACGUAAAAGACAGCUAUACAAUUGAGAUUUUAAAGGCUAACCACACGAUUCUGAAUGUGGUAAGAUGGAGUAUAAGUGAGUUUGAAGCUGAGUCUGAGAUAGAGCUCAUUGGAUACACCAUACCGCACCCAAUGGAGGAAAGAGCCAUACUAAAGAUCCAACUUAAAAACGAGAAAGAGCAGACAGAAGCAGCAAUUCUUAGCAUACUACAGAGAGGCAUAUCAUUUGCAGAGAAGCUAUUUAAGACACUAGAAGAAAAAAUAGACGCAGCAGUUUAG
This is a messenger RNA of Nematocida ausubeli, 288 nucleotides long. RefSeq lists its product as uncharacterized. The record is from RefSeq and is a predicted model, not a curated record. The coding region runs from base 1 to 288 and encodes 95 amino acids. NCBI's taxonomy places the organism in Eukaryota, Fungi, Microsporidia. The transcript has a single exon. Gene Ontology annotation, molecular function: protein dimerization activity. Gene Ontology annotation, biological process: DNA-templated transcription.